Molecule: messenger RNA, 3460 nt
Organism: Megachile rotundata (alfalfa leafcutting bee)
Lineage: Eukaryota; Metazoa; Arthropoda; Insecta; Hymenoptera; Megachilidae
Gene: Kyat
Product: Kynurenine aminotransferase
Biological process (GO): biosynthetic process
Cellular component (GO): mitochondrion; cytoplasm
Molecular function (GO): L-kynurenine:2-oxoglutarate transaminase activity; pyridoxal phosphate binding
Source: RefSeq, a predicted model, not a curated record
ACUUGUUGCAUAAGUACAGAUGUUUCGGUAAACAGGCGGUCACACUUGACCGGAUUAUAAAAAUAUAGCAAUGUACUUAUUAAGUCAUUCUACGCAGUAGAUUUGGCAAAGUAAGGUAUUUUACAUUAGCGUAUUCUUUUGAUGCUUGCUAGAUUUUGUAUUUCUGAAGGUAUUAAAGCAUCAAUUUCAUUGCAUUCGUUAAAAAAUAUUAGAAGUUAUUCUGUCGGAAUGUCUAAAUUUGAACUUCCGGACCGCUUGAAAGGCAAUGAAAAAUCAGUGUGGGUUGAAUAUAUUCAGCUUGCUUUAAAGUAUAAACCAUUGAACUUAGGUCAAGGUUUUCCAGACUUUCAUGCUCCUGAGAAUGUAACAAAAGCUUUAGCUGAUGCAACCACAAGUGACAAUCCUCUUUUAAAUCAGUAUACUAGAGGGUUUGGUCAUCCUCGUUUAGUAAAUGUAAUUGCAAAAUUAUAUUCUAAGCUUUUAAAUCGUACUUUAGAUCCACAAAAUGAAGUUCUUGUAACUGCUGGUGCUUACGAAGCAUUAUAUGCUACAUUACAAGGUCACACCAAACCUGGUGAUGAAUGGAUAAUUAUUGAACCAUUCUUCGAUUGUUAUGUGCCUAUGGUUAAAUCUGCUGGUGGAGUUCCAAGGUUCAUUCCUCUGAAACCCAAAAAUUCAAGUGGUCCUCUGAGUUCAUCAGAUUGGGUCUUUGACAAACAGGAAUUGGCAAGUUUAUUCAAUGAAAAAACCAAAGGGAUAAUAGUUAAUACUCCACAUAAUCCUGUGGGAAAAGUAUUCACCCUAGACGAAUUACAGUUCAUUGCUGACUUAGCUAAAAAAUGGAAUACCCUGGUGGUAUCAGAUGAAGUAUAUGAAUGGCUCGUUUAUGAGCCAUAUAAACAUGUUAGAAUUGCAUCGUUGCCUGAUAUGUAUGAACGUACAAUCACGAUUGGCUCUGCCGGUAAAACAUUCAGUGUGACUGGAUGGAAAAUAGGUUGGGCCUAUGGUCCAGCAAAUUUAUUAUAUAAUUUACAAGUUGUUCAUCAAAAUUCAGUAUAUACUUGUGCAACACCACUUCAAGAAGCAGUAGCGAUUGGGUUCGAACAGGAAUUGGAAAGAUUUGGUCAACCAGAUUGUUACUUCGUGAGUUUAGCUAAAGAAUUACUACCAAAGCGAGAUUACAUGGCGAAGUUCCUCAGCGAUGUAGGAAUGUCUCCGACGAUUCCUGAAGGUGGAUAUUUCAUGGUUGCCAAUUGGACGGCUUUGAAAGAUAAAGUCAAGUUAGACGAAGAAACGGAUGAAAAUAAGGAUUAUAGAUUUACGAAGUGGAUGACGAAAAAUGUCGGAGUUCAAGGAAUUCCUCCAUCUGCAUUUUAUAGUCGCGAACAUAAGCAUUUAGGGGAAGACAAUGUUCGAUAUUGUUUCAUAAAGAAAGAUGAAAAUUUGAAGGAGGCAGCUAAAAUUUUAACGAAGUGGAAAUCUCAACAGUAAUAUGGACUGAUAUAGAAGAAAUGGCAAGACAUAUUUUAAUAUAGUGCCAUACAUGUUUGCAGUUCAAGUUAGUGUUAUAUUUUAAACAUUAAGCACAUUAUGCAACUUCCACAUCUAUAAUAUUUAUUUGUAUACGGGCAUUACAAUUUUUAUGUGGUACAAUUUUUUAAAUAUGACGGUUGUACAGCGACACAUACGUACAUCUUAUGCAGAGAAAUCUCCACGAAGCCACCGUUUUGCAUCUUUAGUGUCAGCUCCGAAGGUUUUACCGAACCUGAAAGUAAUGAAUAUUAAAAUAAAACAAUACUCUUUCAAAACGUGUCGAAGUCGAAUCUAAUUAGCCACCUAAACGUUUCGCCAGGGACAUGACCAAGGUAAUUUGGAAGCAUUCCAACGUGCUUGUGGUAAAGUGUCGUUGGUUGAAUCAGAAGUGGCGGAUCAGGUCGUGUAAUUGUUACGGGUGCCCAUUCAGUGCUCUGUCGUUUUCGAUAAUUGGAUGAAAAUUCGCAAAGAGCGCUGUUGGUAGCAGGAACGUUCGAUGCUCCAAAAUGCGAAUGUCCAUACGGUAUAUGACCCGCAUAUCCUUAAACAAUCAAAACGUUCUUAUCAAUGUAAUCUAACAGACAUUUUAGUCCCAUACUUCUAACUUUUUCUCGAAUGAACGAGUAUCGCAUUCGUUGUUCGCUUUCCGUAAGAUCCAUCUGUUCUACAAUUUCUUCAAUCAAUUAUUUUUAUAAAUACUAUUGUUUGAAUCAUUUUGAUCAAUCUCGUCGAAGAUGAAAUAUUUCGUAAAACAGUUGAAUCAUACCAUGACAUUAGUUACAAGACUUUUAAGCUGCGGGAUCAAUCGAAGACAAAUUCAAGGUAACAGGUUCAACAGAAGAGGCUUACUGCUGAUAAAAUACUUCUUCGGAUUUGCAUUAUCCAUAAAGUACGGUGAAGGGGCGUGGUCUCUGGGUUUUUCAUACUGCUCGUCCAAAAAUAAAUUCCUCAUUACACCCACGCAAUCUGGCCGCACCGACAGCAUUGGCAAUUUAAAUUGACUCUUGAUAAGCUGCAUAAGAAUUGCGAUAUACCUUCGUUAGCUAGAGUGUUAUAUUUUUUCUUAGUUCAGUGGUUCCCAAACUCUUUUGGUUCGCUAAACUUAAAUUCUCAAAUUUGAUAUAGUUUAGAAGGCACUGUAAAAUAUUGCAGUCCUUUCUUACUAAACGAUCUUCCAUAUUUCGUGGUUCGCCAUAUCCACCCUGAAUGUCUAUAGCUCUUUUGAGUUCAUUGAGUGCAGCUUUGUUUUGUAACUGAUGUCGCUCAAAUUCAGCCAGGCCCUCAGUAGCAACUACCGUGUACCUCUGUCCGAGACUGGCAUUCAGCCUAGGUGUAAAACCUAGAACAUACUUAAAUUGUUAUCGAUACGGUGUAAUUAUUUAUACAUAUUUUAUGUACCUUCGUAGCCAGGUAAUAAUGGAUGUUUGUAAAUAGGAUCAGUCCUUUUGUAUCGAGCAUUUACUAUAUCUAUGUCAUUCUUUGGCGGUCUUUGAACCUGACGAUAAGCAAAUAGCGAUUAGUGGGUAUCCGGAAAUAGAAUAAUAAAAGGAAUGAAACAUUGACUAAUAUACUUCGUAGUCAUCGGUAACUCGGUUUGAUAAUACGAGCGUUUCCGCAUGAUUUACUGUGGGAUCAAGAAGCAACUUGUGCGUGAGACUUCCAUAUGUUUCGCCACAUCUGUACCGGUAUUGAGGACAAUAUCCAUCGUAUCUAAAAUAAACGAUUUGUUUUUCUUUCUUUUUUUAUCAACGAUAUUUGUAAAAGGGAAAGAUAAUGAUACGUGAGAGAAUCGUUUCGUAGAACAUUUAUGUCUUUCUGAAAGUGGUAUAUUUAGAACUACUAGCAUGUACGUUUAUACGAAUAACAAAAUGGGUGCUAUUUUUUAAUUGAAAAUAAAUAAAAAAUAAAGAGUGAAACAUUAAGUAUG